AUGCCGCUCACAACCAACGCUCAUCCAGAGUCACAAGCCAAAACCGGGCCUCAUUCUUCCAUCUAUCACCCUCCACCCGAAGAUCACACCCACCACCAAGAUCACCCCUCUGACAAGAAGUCCAUUCCCGACACUGGCUGGCGCGGUUCUCCUCCCAUCCCCUCAUCUAACGGCGGUGACUCUGAGAAAGAUUGGAUGUCAAAGCCGCCAUACAACUGGACGCCGGCGCGUGGUCAAGAUGGCGAGGAGCUCUUCAAGACAAAAUACGAGUCAUCCUGCUGGUGUGGUGCAGUGCGUUUUGCUUUUUCGGGCGACCCACUCGAUGCGAAGCAUUGUCACUGCAGACAGUGCCAGCGGCUCCACGGCGCACCCUUUCAGUGGGCGGUCAUCUUCCCAAAGACAAGCGUUCGUCUUCUGCAGAAUAACAGCGAUGCUCUCCACUGCUUUUCCACCACAACGAAACACGCCGCACAUCAUGUCCCGUGCAAAGUCUCCUGUAACAUCUGUCGGGCGCCACUAUUUGAUGAGGGGAAGCGCACGGUGCUUGCAUACCCAAGUCACUACGGUGGAGUCCCUCUUGAGUUUCAACCCAGUUGCCAUAUUUUUUAUGGUGAACGUGUCAUGGAAGUGUGUGACGGAAUUCCAAAAUGGAGAGGUCAUAAGAAUGACAGCGAGCUCAUGCAGGAAAUGAGUGAUGUCGUGGGUGUUAUGCCUAGAUACAAAAGACAUAAUGAGGAGCCACAACCAUGA
Messenger RNA from Suillus paluster, 750 nucleotides. RefSeq names its product Mss4-like protein. Gene Ontology annotation, molecular function: carbon-sulfur lyase activity. The transcript has 3 exons. The record is from RefSeq and is a predicted model, not a curated record. Bases 1 to 750 code for a protein of 249 amino acids. Lineage: Eukaryota; Fungi; Basidiomycota; Agaricomycetes; Boletales; Suillaceae.